CUUCAGUCGUUAAGCGCAGCUCACAUAAUGUCCUUUCCCGUGCUGAUAUGUUUCCUGCUCGGAAGCGUGACAGGAAAGUACCAUGUACGAACCGUCUACCCGAUGAUUCUCGAAGAACGCAGUCACAAUGGAUCUUUGGUACUGCGCAUUCACAACAGCCUGUCACUCUCCCUCACCAAGGUUGUAAUUGCAACUGAAGCACUUCACCUUACAAGCUAUCUCAACGGAGAGACCAUCGACGAAAUAGUAAAGGGAUCUGAAGUCCAAAAAACCUUGUUUGAAGACAAAGACAAAAUGGCUACUGUGUCCCUCAUCAAGGCUUCCGAUGGCGUCAGAGUGACCGGAUUGCUGAACCCGAGUGAAAGAAUUGAGCCUGCUCUCGAUCAAGCCAGACGUGUUUCCGGAGGUCUACCUCAUAUUGUGCAAAGAAUCCAACGACCUCUCGGGUCAAGGCAGGUGACACUCGAAGAAAGGAAAGAUACUCUACCCAGCCUUUGUAACGAGACGACUAUGCCGGGUACUGUGCCUGUUGAAGUCUACGUGGUGUCUGAUGAGAGCCACAACAGGAAAUUUACGAACAAUGACCUCUUGCUUUAUAUUUGCAUCUUUAUGAAUACCGUAAACGCCAUAUUUAUGAGCCUGACUUGUCCUAACGUCAGAGUAGUGCUCGUUGGGGUCGAAAAAAGCACCCAGGCAAGUACACAAUAUUUCAAUUUAAAGAUAACGAUGGUUCACUAACAUGUACUAAUAAUGUGUUUAAUUUUGCAGAUUGAUGAGAAUAAAUACGUUUUUGGUAAUGAAAAGCUAAUGAAUGACAUGACCUCUCUAAACAUGUUCAGAGAGUACGCCUCGAGUAAAAAGGAAGACUACGGACAUCCGGACAUUGUUUUAUUGCUUACAGGGCGUGACGUUUACGAGAGUACCAAUCAAGGGCCGAACAAAAAAAUUGCAGGAAUUGCGUAUGAAGGUGGCGUUUGUACCGAAAGCUGUGUAGCUCUAGCCGAAGACGUUCCUGGGUCAUUCAGUGGCGUUAUCGACGCAGCACACGAACUUGGGCAUAGCCUGGGCGCUUCACAUGAUGGAAGCGAACCAAACAAGCAUAUAAGCGGUCAUCCUGGUUCGCUGAACUGUCCUGCUUCCAGCGGGCAUUUAAUGACGUACGUCGAUGGUGGAUCCCUUCGCUACAGAUUCUCCGAAUGUAACCAGAAGGAAAUCCGUCACGUCCUCCGAGCCCGAGGGAAAAAAUGCUGGGAUAUUAACGCUGAAAAGAUCUACGCCGUAGAAGACGUUUAUCCAGGGGCUGUACUCAAACCGACGGAGUAUUGCAAGAGAUUUUAUAGGAGCAACAAAGUCUACAGCUCAGCGGACUUUCGUCUUAAGAGCACUUGCAAAAUGAAGUGCUGUGCCUUGCUGCGAAGUGGAAAAUACGCGUGUAAUCUCCACCCAAUGCUUGACUACAUGCCUUGCAGUUACAAAAAGAAAUGUUUCCAGGGUGUUUGUACAAGUGAAAAAGACCUGCUGAAGUACCGCUCUAAGAAGAAAUCAAGUAUGUAAGCGACGAGUUCAUCGUUUAC
Dermacentor silvarum is the source of this 1574-nucleotide messenger RNA. Its product is annotated as A disintegrin and metalloproteinase with thrombospondin motifs 13-like. The transcript has 12 exons. Gene Ontology annotation, molecular function: metalloendopeptidase activity. Gene Ontology annotation, biological process: proteolysis. The coding region runs from base 751 to 1554 and encodes 267 amino acids. The record is from RefSeq and is a predicted model, not a curated record. Lineage: Eukaryota; Metazoa; Arthropoda; Arachnida; Ixodida; Ixodidae.